Messenger RNA from Peromyscus eremicus (cactus mouse), 1764 nucleotides. It is a transcript of the gene Zscan26, whose product is annotated as zinc finger and SCAN domain containing 26. Lineage: Eukaryota; Metazoa; Chordata; Mammalia; Rodentia; Cricetidae. The transcript has 6 exons. The record is from RefSeq and is a predicted model, not a curated record. Gene Ontology annotation, biological process: regulation of transcription by RNA polymerase II. The coding region runs from base 205 to 1764 and encodes 519 amino acids. Gene Ontology annotation, molecular function: DNA-binding transcription factor activity, RNA polymerase II-specific; RNA polymerase II cis-regulatory region sequence-specific DNA binding.
GACUGACCCUGCAGCCAGGGCGUGAGGACUAGGGUGAUCGAGUGUCAGCGGGGUCAGAACGGCAACCUUGGGACUCUGGAGCGGCGCGCCUGGCAGGUACACAGAAGCCGUCCACGCCUCGGAGCGGGGAGAACCAGACGCGGGAGUCCCUCAGGAUACGGUCGAGAAAGUUCUCCAAAACAAAGUGCCUGAAUUCAGCAAGGGAUGGCACUGGCCUUGAUCCACCCUAGCAAGCGUGCAUACUCUUUGGCUCCCCUGGGUCUGAAGGAGGAGCUUCAGGGAUUCAGAGUUGAAGGAAACAGAAAAGGCCUUGGGCAGGAGCCAUUGAGCAAACAGUUCAGGCAGCUGCGCUAUGAGGAGAGCACUGGACCUCGAGAGGUUUUACGCCGACUCAGGGAGCUCUGCAGACAGUGGCUGCAGCCUGAGACCCGCAGCAAGGAGCAGAUCCUGGAGCUGCUGGUGCUGGAGCAGUUCCUGACCAUCCUGCCAAGAGAUCUGCUGGUCCAGGUGCUCGAGCACCACCCAGAGACUGGGGAGGACCUGGUGGGAAUACUGGAAGAUUUGCAGCGAGACCGUGGAGAAGCAGGACAGCAGAAGGACCCAACCCAAGGAAACAGACAGACUGUGCUGGUCCUGCCUGAGCGUGAGGUGCGCAAGCCUGAGCGUGAGGUGUGGAAGCCUGAGUGUAAGGUGCAGAAGCCUGAGCCUGAGGUGCAGAAGCCUGAGCCUGAGGUGCAGAAGCCUGAGUGUGAGGUGCAGAAGCCUGAGCAGGAGGUGCAGAAGCCUGAGCAGGAGGUGAAGAAGCCUGAGUGGGAGGUGAAGAAGCCUGAGCGGGAGGUGAAGAAGCCUGAGAAGAACAAGGAUAAGGAAACAAGGAAUGGGAGUGGGAAGCUUGUUAUAGUGACAGACCAUUGUGGAAGAAUCAAAUCAUCUUGUACAACAUCUAAACCCAUGGAGGCCCACAGUGAGAACUUGCACUUCAAAAAGCAACCAACCAUGCCCAAGGAGAAAACUAGCAGCCAGUGCUUGGAAACUAAGGAGAGACUUGUCCAGCACUCAGCCCUGACUGAACAUGAAAGGGCACAUGCAGGAGAAAAGUCUCGUGAAUCUGUAGUGUGUCAGAGUUCUGUUCCUACUGAGCAACAGGAAGUCCUCUCUAAAGAGAAAGGUCACCCCUGCCAUGAGUGUGGGAAAGUCUUUCAGAGGAGUUCACACCUCAUCAGACAUCAGAAAAUCCAUCUUGGUGAGAAGCCUUACAAGUGCAAAGAGUGUGGAAAAGUCUUCAGCCAGAAUGCAGGCCUUUUGGAGCAUCUCAGAAUCCACACUGGAGAAAGACCCUAUCUGUGUAUCCAUUGUGGAAAGAACUUCAGAAGAAGCUCUCAUCUUAAUCGACACCAAAAAAUCCACAGUCAGGAGGAGCCCCGUCAGUGCAAGGAGUGUGGGAAAACCUUUAGUAAGGCCCUGCUCCUCACCCACCAUCAGAGAAUCCACGGCCGUGCCAAAAGACAUUAUUGUAACGAGUGUGGGAAAGGCUUCAGUUUGACUUCCGACCUUAUUCGACAUCACAGGAUUCACACUGGAGAAAAGCCUUUCAAAUGUAAAGUGUGUCAGAAAGCCUUCCGUCUAAACUCACACCUAGACCAGCAUGUCAGAAUCCACAAUGAAGAAAAACCCUACCAGUGUAGUGAGUGCAAAGAAGCCUUCAGACAGAAGUCAGGUCUCUUUCAGCAUCAGAGACACCACCACAAGAACAAACUGGCCUGA